Molecule: messenger RNA, 1944 nt
Organism: Acanthamoeba castellanii str. Neff
Lineage: Eukaryota; Discosea; Longamoebia; Acanthamoebidae
Product: WD domain, G-beta repeat-containing protein
Exons: 11
Coding region: 1-1944 (647 amino acids)
Molecular function (GO): protein binding
Source: RefSeq, a predicted model, not a curated record
AUGACGAAGGAGGAUCUUAUGAUUGAAGAGCUUCUCGCACCUCCCAAGCCCUCUCUCGCUCGAAGAGACCAGGGCUGGGGCAAAGCGUGGGGCGCCUACCAACUGACCGGCCGCCUCCCGACCGGCAUGCGGGCCGACCUCCGCUGGCAGCACCUCCACUCCGCCUUCACUCAGGUCGCACACUACGAGCUGCCGGUCGCCGAGUCGUCGCGAGAGCGGGCCGUCAACGAAAUCCGGUUUGAUCCCAAGGGCGAGUUUGUGGCGUUGGGCAGUAGCGACGGGCGGGUGCAGGUCCACGACUUUGCCCGCUUCGAGUCCACCAUGCUGCCCUACUACUACAACCCGCCCGCCGCCAAGCCCCAGGAUAUCUAUCGGCAGGAGACCCUCGUCGAUGGUCUUUCGGGGCGGUCGUACAGCGUCUUGUCCCGAGAUGAAGCGGCUUCAUCGCCGAUGGUGCCCUUCGACCCGCCGAUCCUCACCAUCAACGCAACACACAAUGUGGAUACGGUGCAGUGGAGUCCAUGGACCGAGAGCGAGCUGGUGGUGGGGUUCUCGUCUUGGCAGGACAUCUUCGCCUACGACGUGGCCGCCUGCAAGGGCUCCGCCCCGACCCGCAUCGUCCACAACAAGAACAAGAACGUGGGCGUGUGCGACCUCGCCUUCAACAAGCCCAGAGGACUGCUCGUGGGCAUCUCGAGGAACUCGUCGAUGCAAUUUUGGGACCUGCGGGCCGCAUCGGAGCCGGUCUUUGCUUCGGCGUCUUCCUCAUCUUCAUCUUCAUCGUCUACGUCCACAUCGACCUCGACAUCAUCGACGGCUAGUCGAUCACCGAGCAUGAACUCUUCUACUCCACGACCGACAUCAGCGUCUUCGUCGCAGCGUGCGAGCGGGACCAAGCGAGACAGAGACGCCUACGUGGGCGGGGCUAAGGAGAACGACGAUGACGAAGGUGAGCAACAAACGUCGAAGGCUGCGAAGACGGCGCAGCAGCAGCGAGCCAAGCGACAGCGGGUGGACAAAAGCGACUUUGCGGAGGCGAUGGGCAACCUCCUCCCGCGCACCGGCCUCGUGCGGAAGCGCGGAGCCUCGCAGCAGAGCGCGCAGGAGAUCGAGCGCCGGCGUAGGCAGAAGGAGGCCAGCCAACGCUUGUACCUCCAGCCCAAGCAGGCCUUCGACCUACCACACGUAAGCGACGAUGGCAACAUGGUCUACAUCGGCACCGAGACCGGUGACAUUCACGUGUACGACUUCCGGAAGCCCAUCUACGCGCUCCAUACGCACAGCCUGGGCAGCUACGCCGUACCGGGCUUCACCGCCCGCGACGCCGAGCGCGGCAUCUCGUCGCUCAUCCUCGACCCACACCACCCCGAUCGCCUCUAUUUCCACCUCUCCUGGAACUCCAUCUCUGGGCUGGUGGACUUGACGAAGGGGCACGAGGGCCUGGUGGCGCUCUACCGUCCGCCCGCGAUCGCGCCAUCUGCGGGGACUGCGGGCGAGGCCAGGCGACAGCCGGCGACCUCGGGCGCCGAGUCAUUGAUGUCGGCGGCGUUGGCCCCGGCCUACCCGUACCCCAACGCCUCGCGCGGCCGGGCGGCCCUCACCGCCGAGGGCGCGUGCCUGUGCGGCGGCAGCUACCAGGAGGAGGGCCAGUACACGGUUUCCAUCGCCAACAUGGCCGCGUGCCGGAUCGAGGAGCCCGACAAGCCGGUCAUCGACCUCGUCGCUCAGCACUACGACCCGCCCACCGCUGCCUCCAUCAUUGCCCGACGAAAGAUCACGGCGCCCAAGGAGGACGACGAGGAGCGGAGGCGAAAGCAGGCGGUGCACAUCAAAACGUACGCGCCCGUGACCUGCGUGGCCUCGCACCCACACCAACCCUAUGUACUCGUUGGCACCACCGCCAACCGCCUCCUCGUCGCCAGCCACCAACGACAACACUUCUAA